Messenger RNA from Brachypodium distachyon (stiff brome), 852 nucleotides. RefSeq lists its product as uncharacterized. The transcript has a single exon. Bases 160 to 684 code for a protein of 174 amino acids. The record is from RefSeq and is a predicted model, not a curated record. NCBI's taxonomy places the organism in Eukaryota, Viridiplantae, Streptophyta, Magnoliopsida, Poales, Poaceae.
UUAGGAUAUGAAAUUACUGAAAAGAUAAAUCCGGAUAGAUAAAUAUCCGAGGAUUCUGUUCGAUCUGCGAGGUUGCUGGCUGCAUACAUACCUCUGUCCUCCCGGUCAAAAAUUGCGGCGAGACAGAUUGAAGUUCCAAUCGAAUCCCGGAGUUCAUCGAUGGCAGAAGAGGCGGCGGCAUCCGCCGAGAUCAAGCCAGAGCAGGUCCAGGCCGCCAUGAUGGAUCGCACCCGCCUGAACUGCGGGCUAGAUGCCCAAAUCGCGAGAUGUCCAGGCGAAACCCGCCAGCAGCUGCGCGACCUGGCCAACACGCGCAUGCUCAAGGACGAGAUCUCCGCCGAGCUCUCCGACCUCGGCCGCAUCCUCGACGGCGUCACGCGCGGGAACCUCUCGGUCAUGGAGGAGAUCCCGCCGUCCCGGCUGGACGACCUCCUCGGCGUCCGGACGGAGCGGGUCGCCAGGUACCGCGGCGUCCCCAUCGGAAGGAGGAUGGACUUCGAAGCCGCGCGGCGCGCCUUCUUGUUCGUCCUCUCCGGAAAAGGCGGCAGCAUGGUCAUGGCGGCAUCGCCCGGUCAGCCGAACGCUGCUGCAACGGCAGCCGCCGAGGUAGGCGCCGGAGAUGCCGCUACGUCUCUCGCAGCGCUGGAGUUAGGAUCUGCCUCGACUCGCAGCCCCCACAUGUAAUUUGUUUUUGCUGCUAGGUUCAAUUAUUAGUCGGGAUUUGGGAAUCGAUCAAAUCUAUGAUUCGGUAGCAAUCGAUCUUUGGUUCUGUUUUGUAUCGGUAUCUGUUAAAGAAUUUCUCUGGAGCACACGCCAUGGGCAAUCCAUCUAGAACUAAUUAGUUGGUGUGAA